AUGGAGAGCCCACACGAGCACCAGCAGAACCUUCUGCUUUCCCGCAUCAUCACCAAUGUGGAGAAACUCAACGAGGCCGUCAUGGUCAUGAACAAGUCCUUGCAGGAAAUCAACAUCCAAAACAUGAACGUCGAGCUUGUCGCUCAAAUGUUCAAGAACUACCAGUCCAACGUCCUCUUCCAUCUUGAGGCAACGGACAACUUGAAGCCACCUUCAUAG
Colletotrichum siamense is the source of this 219-nucleotide messenger RNA. RefSeq names its product DASH complex subunit dad4 (gene dad4). The transcript is spliced from 5 exons. The record is from RefSeq and is a predicted model, not a curated record. Gene Ontology annotation, cellular component: mitotic spindle; DASH complex. Bases 1 to 219 code for a protein of 72 amino acids. NCBI's taxonomy places the organism in Eukaryota, Fungi, Ascomycota, Sordariomycetes, Glomerellales, Glomerellaceae. Gene Ontology annotation, biological process: attachment of spindle microtubules to kinetochore.